AAUCCGUAAAAAAAAUCGCAAAAUGACAAAGUGCAAAUAACUCUUGUCUCUAAUCCCCCUGCUAAGCUCUUUUAUCUCUCCAUUCACACCGCGCACUAAAUCUACGAAAGAAAGCCAAAGAAAAGUUUUUAAGUCCUCAGGAUGGCAACACAAAAUCUCGAAUUCUCCCAGGCGAUGUCUGACUUCGCGACAAUGUUCCCCGAGUUCGACAGUGAUGUAAUUGAGGCAGUUUUGCGAGCCAAUUCGGGUGCCGUGGACGCCACAAUUGACGCACUGCUGCAAAUGAGCACGGACAAUCACAACGAGAAGCUCCGCAAUGAGCUCGAUGGAGGCGCAACGACAACGACAGACGGCAAAGGUGCCCCCGACUUGAUUGCAACAAAACCAGCAAAGUCAUCGAACGGCGGCGAAACGAACGGUGUCAAGGCAAAAAUACCGCCCGCACACAGUACAGCAACAAGUAAACGAUGGAAUCCGCCAAUUUUGGGUCCGUUGCCGCCGGGUUUUCUGCGACUCGCAACUACGCAAUACGGCGACGUGAGUUUGGAUGACGAGCAAUUUGCCGAAAUGCUGCAGAAUGAGGAGUUUAUGAAUGAAUUGCGAUGGAAUAAGGACUUUUUGACUGCCUUGGAAAAGGACAAAGUACAGGAUAAUUUGGCAUUUAAGGAUCGUCUGCGGAACAUGGGCAAGACAUCGCGCAAAAAAUUCCUGCAAUUAGCUCGAGUGUUCACCUGGCAACGCAACAAGAAGCCUCCCGUUAACUCAGGUCUCUUGCAGGAGGAGGCAAGUGAUGAAGAUACAGAUCUGAAAAUUCGAAAACAUUAAAAAAAUGCAUUUUCCUUAAAAAAAAUUUUAAACACAAAAAAAAAUAUUUCUAGUCAGUCGAUACAACUUGUGUAUUGCCAAUAUGAACAAGAAAUUGUUCAAGAAUUAUAUUAAAAUAUUGAUAAAUUAAAAUUAGGACUGUAAGGAUGUUAAAGUAACGGUAUUGUAUUGAAUGUACUUUUGUUUUUAUUGCGAGAAAUUGCAAGAAUUAAUAUUUAUUAUAAUUAAAUUUAGAAAAUAAAUACAAGAUAAAGUCUCGAUUUAAAAUUGCUUUUGAAAUAUUUUUUUUUUAAUUUUAUUUUUAUG
Culicoides brevitarsis is the source of this 1131-nucleotide messenger RNA. RefSeq names its product CUE domain-containing protein 1. Lineage: Eukaryota; Metazoa; Arthropoda; Insecta; Diptera; Ceratopogonidae. The record is from RefSeq and is a predicted model, not a curated record. Gene Ontology annotation, molecular function: ubiquitin binding. Bases 142 to 825 code for a protein of 227 amino acids. The transcript is spliced from 2 exons.